AUGCUAGAAGCGCACUGCCUCAGCAUAGGUCUACAGGGUGAUGAAAACGGAACUUCAAUGGCCAGUGUCCCCUCGUCUUCUCCCCCCUUUGCUGAUCUAAACACUCCAUAUCCUCAAUCCAUUUACCGAUUUCUACAGCCUCCCAACGAUAAUUGCCAAGUGCCACCACUCCCUCCUGCUGAUUGCUCAGCAGUCGCAAGGGCGGCAGCAGCAUUUGCGGCUAUUGCUGCUCCUCAAGACCAUUCCACAUCUUCAUCUCCUAACCAACAAUGGUCAAAUGACUUCUCGACUUCUGUUAACCAGAGCUACUCCUAUGAAAAUCAACAAGGUCGGUAUUUACCCCUCCUUGAACCCACUUGGAUGUCUAGCUUAAUUAGCCCGUAUCAUAACUACCAUCAACAGAUACCAGCCUCUCUUGACCCCACAAAGGAUCCAGUCUACGCAGCAAACUACUUUUUCGCUGCAGCCGAAGCUGCAAAACAUUACGAGCCAUGUUCACUUACUCCAAACUCUACUAGACCAAUGAUUCCAACCAAUAGACGAUAUGCGGGGGCUCGGAGUAAUUGUGACUGUCCUAACUGCCAACAGAUUGACAGACUAGCGGCCUCAAAUCCAGAAUUGGCGGCAGAUUUGAGGCGUAGUAGUAAUACACAUAGCUGUCACGUGCCGGGCUGUGGAAAGGUGUACAGCAAAACAAGUCAUCUAAAAGCUCAUUUACGAUGGCACACUGGAGAGAGGCCAUUUGUGUGCAACUGGCUAUUAUGUGGAAAGCGAUUUCCGCGAUCCGAUGAAUUGCAGCGUCAUUUGAGAACACACGCAGGAGAGAAGAAUAUCGUUUGUCCGGUAUGUCAGAAACGCUUCCUGAGAAACGAUCAUCUGAGUAAACACGUGAAGACGCACUACAAUGGGAAGAAUGAGGAAGAGCCUAAUGAGAAUGCGGAUCAUCAAACGAAGAUGAAGAGGAUUAAGCUGGAGAUUAAAGAGGAGCAGGAGCGUGAGGAGAGUGAGACUGACAAGACCACCUCCAAGUGA
This is a messenger RNA of Hydatigera taeniaeformis, 1032 nucleotides long. NCBI's taxonomy places the organism in Eukaryota, Metazoa, Platyhelminthes, Cestoda, Cyclophyllidea, Taeniidae. The record is from the annotation of a GenBank genome assembly.